Colias croceus (clouded yellow) is the source of this 3540-nucleotide messenger RNA. RefSeq names its product zinc finger protein 665-like. The transcript is spliced from 11 exons. Gene Ontology annotation, cellular component: nucleus. The record is from RefSeq and is a predicted model, not a curated record. NCBI's taxonomy places the organism in Eukaryota, Metazoa, Arthropoda, Insecta, Lepidoptera, Pieridae. Gene Ontology annotation, molecular function: zinc ion binding. Bases 181 to 3405 code for a protein of 1074 amino acids.
AAACAUUGGUUCAAAAUUCGAAAAUCGAAAACCGAUCGACAUUCGAAAACUAUCGACGAUUAAUUAGUUACAAUCUCAAUAAAAAAAAUUGAUUAACUAAAAUAAUUUGUUUAUUUCGUCUUAACUGAAUAUUUUGUUUAUUGUUAUGUACACAAGAAUAAUUUUGUAAUACUUAUAUAAAUGGCGAAAAGUGCAACUUUGGAAGUAUAUGAUAGUUGUUGUCGAACAUGUUUACGUAAAAAAUCUGAUGUUAUGAUAAAUAUGCUCAAUUUGGAUAAUUCAAUUAAUAUUGUGAAUUUAUUGAACUCUUGUACAACUUUAAAUAUCAAAGAAGACGAUGCCUUACCAAAAAAUAUAUGUGAACAAUGUUACAAUUGCCUUAUCUCAUUUAACGAGUUCAGAAAGUUAGCAGUAAAUGUUGACAUACAGCUAAAAGACAUUUACAAAAAUGAAAUAACAACCAACCAUGAAGAGUACACACAAAAUAAUAUUAAAAUUAAAAGUGAAGAAUUUGUGGAGACUGAGUUAACAAUAACAUUUAAAACAGAGCCAAAACAAGAAGACGAUGAUAGGUUUAGUGACACUUUAAGUGAAACAAAUGUUAAUGAAUGUGAGUUCUGUAAGAAGAAGUUCAAAAAUGAAUCAAAAUUAAAACAGCAUAGAUUGUAUCAUUAUAAAAAACUCAACAAGCUAGAUAAAACAAAAGCCAACAAUGAAAACCUUAAUGACUUGCUUGCCAAUAAAUCUAAAGAAGAUGAAAAAUUUACUUGCGAAUUAUGUUCCAUAACAUUCAAGUCCAUAAAUUCUCUAUCUGCCCACAAAAGAAAACACAUACAAAAGGAUAGAGUUCUCUCUUGUUCGGUCUGUAGCAAAGUGUUCAAGAAACUCAGUCAUUUGAAACGUCACGAACUCACGCAUGUUUCAAAACACCCUUACAAAUGUUCUAUAUGUUCUAAGACAUUUGCUUUAGAGAAUAGGUUCUUGGAACAUAUGAAUCACCAUAAAGGGAUAAAGGCACAUGUAUGUUUGUUAUGUCAGAAGGCCUUUGCCCAUUUGUCAACGCUUAAAGCUCAUAUGGGUAUACAUACAAAUAAGCGGCCAUAUCUUUGCCCCACUUGUGGGAAAAGCUUUCAUUCGAGUACGAAUUUAAAUCAGCAUGUAAAGAGACAUGCUGGGUUGAAGUCAUUUCCUUGUACUAUGUGUCCUAAACAGUUUGUUAGUAAAGGAGAGUUAAAGUCGCACAUGAGAACACAUACAGGGGAGCCAGCGUGUGCCUGCGAUCAGUGUGGAGUUACGUUUACAAGUCGCAGUUCUCUGACAAAGCACAGAUUGAGACAUUUGGGUAUCAAACCACACAAAUGUGAUGUUUGUCCUAUGAAGUUCACAAGCAAAGAACACCUCACACGUCAUUACCGUAUACACACGGGCGAGAAACCGUACCUAUGUGAUAUUUGUAAUAAGGCAUACUCACAGAGCAACGAUCUUGAGAAACAUAAACGAAUGCACCUUGGAGAGAAGUUGUAUAAGUGCUCACAAUGUUCAGAAAGUUUUCGGCUGAAGACAGAACUACGGCAUCAUAUACCCCAACAUUAUAUUUCACCACAGUUUAAAAUAAUCGAAACUGUACCUAAAGAUAUCAAUUCUGAUGCACAAAAUGAUACUAAAAAGGAUUUGGAAAUCAUUCAAGGCUGGCGUCCACUAGGCGAAUCGGGCCGGGCCGCAUCGCAACGCAAAAAUACGCCAGCCUAUGUUUUGUAUGAAACAUCGUCCAUUAGCGACGGAUCGGGUCGGGGCGGGCCGCAACGCAUUGGCGGAUAUCGCUUCGCAGACGGAUUUCUGCCGGCGCGCGGUGCGCUGCGGCCCGCCCCGACCCGUCUAGUGGACGCAGGCAGGCGGAUAAUGGCGAAAAGUGCAACUUUGGAAGUAUAUGAUAGUUGUUGUCGAACAUGUUUAUGUAAAAAAUCUGAUGUUAUGAUAAAUAUGCUCAAUUUAGAUAAUUCAAUUAAUAUUGUGAAUUUAUUGAACUCUUGUACAACUUUAAAUAUCAAAGAAGACGAUGCCUUACCAAAAAAUAUAUGUGAACAAUGUUACAAUUGCCUUAUCUCAUUUAACGAGUUCAGAAAGUUAGCAGUAAAUGUUGACAUACAGCUAAAAGACAUUUACAAAAAUGAAAUAACAACCAACCAUGAAGAGUGUAUACAAAAUGAUAUUGAAAUUAAAAUUGAAGAAGAAUUUGUGGACACUAAGUUGAACAUAAAAUUUAAAACAGAACCAAAACAAGAAGACGAUGAUAGAUUUAGUGACACUUUAAGCAAAACAGAUGUUAAUGAAUGUGAGUUCUGUAAGAAGAAGUUCAAAAAUGAAUCGAAAUUAAAACAGCACAGAUUGUAUCAUUAUAAAAAACUUAACAAGCUAGAUAAAACAAAAGCUAACAAUGAAAACCUGAAUGACUUGCUUGCCAAUAAAUCUAAAGAAGAUGAAAAAUUUACUUGCGAAUUAUGUUCCGUAACAUUCAAGUCCAUAAAUUCUCUAUCUGCCCACAAAAGAAAACACAUACAAAAGGAUAGAGUACUAUCUUGUUCGGUUUGUAGCAAAGUGUUCAAGAAACUCAGUCCUUUGAAACAACACGAACUUUCGCAUGUUUCAAAGCAUCCUUACAAAUGUUCUAUAUGUUCUAAGACAUUUGCUUUAGAGAAUAGGUUCUUGGAACAUAUGAAUCACCAUAAAGGGAUAAAGGCACAUGUAUGUUUGUUAUGUCAGAAGGCCUUUGCCCAUUUGGCAACGCUUAAGGCUCAUAUGGGUAUACAUACAAAUAAGUCAUAUCUUUGCCCCACUUGUGGGAAAAGCUUUCAUUCGAGUACGAAUUUAAAUCAGCAUGUAAAGAGGCACGCUGGGUUGAAGUCAUUUCCUUGUACUAUGUGUCCUAAACAGUUUGCUAGUAAAGGAGAGUUAAAGUCGCACAUAAGAACACAUACAGGGGAGCCAGUAUGUGCCUGCGAUCAGUGUGGAGUUACGUUUACAAGUCGCAGUUCUUUGACAAAGCACAGAUUGAGACAUUUGGGUAUCAAACCAUACAAAUGUGAUGUUUGUCCUAUGAAGUUCACAAGCAAACAACAGCUCACGCGCCAUUACCGUAUACACACGGGCGAGAAACCGUACCAAUGUGAUAUUUGUAAUAAGGCAUACUCACAGAGCAACGAUCUUGAGAAACAUAAACGAAAGCACCUUGGAGAGAAGUUGUAUAAGUGCUCACAAUGUUCAGAGAGUUUUCGACUGAAGACGGAACUACGGCAUCAUAUACCCCAACAUUAUAUUUCACCACAGUUUAAAAUAAUCGAAACUGUACCUAAAGAUAUCAAUUCUGAUGCACAAAAUGAUAGUACUAAAAAGGAUUUGGAAACUUAAUGAACCUAUAUAUUGAAGAUUUUUAACGGAAAUAAAACAUGUUUUGUGAAUUAAUAUCUGCUUAUCUUGGCAGUUUUGCAAGUUUUCACAAUAUUUUCUGUUGUAACAAUUUUGCAAAUACAGUCGGAAAUAUCC